CAAGCGAAAUUUCGCAGCAACAUGAUUCGCCUACGCGACCCGACAGCGAGCGGUUCCCAGGGAAUCCCCAUCAAGAAGGACCUCUGAGGAGUCCGCCUACUAUUUCCUCAUCGGGAAAUGAUGAGCACAAUACCAAUGCAGCGAGGACAGGCGUGGGUGUCGCGUCAAACGUACAUGCUGCUGCACCAGAACCACUGCCUGCUUUGUCCGACGCCUUCGAGUCUCUUUCCAUCCCAGCUUCUUUAGUAACGCAGCCGUCGUAUGAGGACAGCACCGGUCUUCCAGCAGCUAACGCGGCUGCUAUGGCGGCUGUCAACCCGUCAAGCCUAUUGGCGGGUCUAGAACGACUUUGGCGGUUAUUCAGCCUCAUCACCAACAGACAUGGACAGCCGCAGGCUGCGUCGGAAGCACUGGGGCUAGCAGAAGGAGAGCGUCUCUUCACUGCAGGGUCAUCACAGUCGUUCACGCCUCUCGGAAGGUUGAAUGAAAGUAGUGAAAUACCACUUGGUGCGAUGGGAGCACUUACCCUAUGUGGUGUACCCUGUCAGCGUUCCGCACUGCGUCAGCCUACGUCAGAUCCGCCUGCCAACACAGUUCCGAAUGAGACGCAUGGCGCUCACAGUUCACGGGAGGGAAACAGAAGCGGCGCCUCCGAAGCACAGAAAGACGGUGCGCUUUCUCCGCAGCAGGCGACAGAGGACAACGCUCGGGACGCCACUGCGAACGCACGAAGGCGCGUCGCAGGCCCGAGUUUGGAACGCUUGGUUGGCGCACAUACACGAAGGAUGACUCUCGGCCAGCAAAACCAAGCAAGCAUACGAGUGCGCGUGCUUCCAGACCUCGAAGUCUUGGAACAAGGGCCCUGCCGCCUUACGCUAAUGCUUGCCAAUGACGAAGCCGGAGCGCCGGAAGGAACACGUCAUCUUGCCGAAUGGGAAACGUUCACAAGGGCGCUGCUGGCUCUUCACAUUUGUAUUCACCGCUUGACCCUGAGAGUCUCAGCAGUCUCCCAUUCUCCCAGACACUUCUACCGGGGCUUCAGUUUGCGAGACGGAACCGCAGUGAUUGACGUUGAAGUCUCUGCAUUUCGUGACCCGUGGAUAGACUUUGUGUUACCGCAUUUGCGUAAUCUAUGUCGACCAAGGAUUGUUGAACAGGGCCGUAUAUGCUUUCAAGACAUCGCUCUGCUAAAUCUUGACGUCCGAGGACAGGAGAUGUUACGUGAAUUGCUCCGGAUGGAUGUUCGUCUCGAAUUGGACAUUGAGAAUAGGAACCUCGCAAGAACAUUGGAUGCUAUCAGGGACAUGCCCUUUCUGCACAACCUAGAAAUACACCUCAACAACGCUGGCACUGGACCAUGGGAGCCUCGAGAAAUCUUGCUGAACUUGACGCAACGCUGUUGCACUGACCUUCGGAGAUGGAGGUACGAGGUCGACGCAGGCUACGCCCCCUUCCUGCGCUGCCACUGCAACCAUCGUGGCAUAUGCACAACGUCCGGUGUUGAGACAAGCAUAUUACCGACACUCUGCGCCCGUCGCGAGCUGACAUGUUCCACAGGUGGCUUGGUGCCGUACAUAAUUUGUGUUACGCACCAUGCAAGGCUUGGUAGCAAUAUUGUGCAUGUGCUUUCCAGAGUUUGCAUGCCUGACGAAGAUGAUCAGCGUCAGUAGAUUUGAGUAAUCAGGAGAGGGUUUAGAUGAACUGCAAAAGAUUUUGGAAUGUUAACGGCAAUUUCUUGUAGACGUAAAGGAUGCCGUUCUCGCCAUUGUAGGACGCUGACAGCUGAUCUAAGAAUGUGCCUGAGAGCAGAUACGUCAGCAAGUUAUGUUUGUUCCAAGAGAGCAUUUUUUAUACUUGACAAACUGGCAUUUAUUUUGCAUUAGAGGCAUGCGAAAAUGCAGGGACUCUAUCCACCUUUCGAAAUACAUUUUUGCUUGUGACAGGGCUAACAUUCGAAAUUAGUCACGCCGCUUGCGUGAAGCAAUGGUGAGCCUAACACAACAGAGAGUAAUCAUUGGAUGCCAGAUGAAAGCACUUCUAAAAGUAUGUCGUCGGGUUAUGUGUAAUUGUUUCAGCAGAUGCGUUUGUGCAGUCACGGCUUGUUUAAAUCGAAACGGCGUCUAGGAAUGUCAGAAUCUUUUGAAAUGCUUUAACAGCCGAUAUACAAACUGCCAAAUCUAAACACAGAAGCGUCUUUGGAGUAGUAACUGAGGUCCUUUCAUGAUAAGAGUACGGAACGCCUCAUUAUAGACAAUGAAAGAGUAGACGUAUUUUAAUACUCGUAUGGCUGCGAUUUCCAUCUCAUUGAGGCCACACUUGAAUCAUAUAGUGGAGAGACUACGCUGUAACGAAGGGUCGAUGGUGUUGCUGUACGACAGAGCAAAUGGGCGACAUACGCGCAGGACAAUGGGCACUAUGAAAAACCCAAAUCGCAAUGGUAUUAGUCUAAAAUAACUCCAAUAAGCUAUAUUGAUGUCGCAAUGAUGUCCCUCAGGAUUGAUGCUUAGCCAAAGCAGCUACACGGACAAGGUAAUUAAAUCAUUGCGCGCUCCAUGGAGUUCGUAUAUAUGCAUUCAUACGU
This is a messenger RNA of Dermacentor andersoni, 2581 nucleotides long. RefSeq lists its product as uncharacterized. The record is from RefSeq and is a predicted model, not a curated record. Lineage: Eukaryota; Metazoa; Arthropoda; Arachnida; Ixodida; Ixodidae.